UCUGAAAGGCAAGUCAUUUCUCCAGGCUUUGUAGCAGAGCAAAUGAGUGCUUUCCGUGAUCGACAAGAGUGGUAGAGAGAGAGAGAGAGAGAGAGAGAGAGAGAGAGUCUCAAAUCAAUUACGAAAGCAAAAGAUGGCAUCUUUGAGCCGGAGAGACGACGGGGAUUCUCCACUUCCGGCGAAAGCUCCAACCUUUUUCAAGAUUGUUUUGGACAAAGCUCUUCGAGAUGGCAGGCUUGAAAUUCCACCGGCGUUUGUAAUGAAGAAUGAAGAUUGUCUGGCGGAUUCCGUGUUCCUCAAGGAUCCAACGGGGCGAGUUUGGCGAAUAGAAUUGACAAGGAGAUGUGGCAAGGUGUGGUUGCAAAAGGGCUGGUCAGAAUUUGCAAAAUUUUACUCCCUGAACCAUGGAUACUUGUUGGUGUUUAGCCACGAAGGUGGUUUUUCACAUUUCCUAGUGCGCAUUUUUCAAAGGAAUACGUUGGAGAUUGAUUAUCCAAUCAGUUCAAGCCAUGAUGGGGUACCCAUGUUAUGUGGUGGAAUCCAGCUGCCGAAGAAUGAAGAACAUGGAGAUAAUGUUUCUGUCAAAAUCUUGGAUUCGCCUCGCCCAAAAACAAGAAGCGGUGGGGGCAUGCAUACGGAUGAGGAAAAAACCACGAGGUUAAGUGAUAGAGCCUUUUCGAGAGCUGUGAGUUUCAAAUCUAGCAAUCCGUUUCUCGUGGUCAAAAUGCAGCCAUCGUACAUAGCAAGUCAGUUGAGACUAUCUGGAUCGUUUGUCAGGCGACAUAUCUGUGCAAGAGGCGUUUGCGACAUGAACCUAGAGAUCUCGAGCAGGAGAAGUUGGCCUGUCAAGUGCCGCGUCGGGGUAUACAGGAGAAAACAAUAUGCAAGAGUCUAUGACGGUUGGAAAGCAUUUGCGCGAGAGAAUCGUGUUAAAGUAGGGGAUGCUUGUGUGUUUGAGUUGAUUAAUAAGGGUGGCACUCGCAGUGCUACAUUCAAGGUUGGCGUAUACCGAGCUUAAGACACAGAGCUUAUAGCCUUUGUGUCGAUGCUGUUCAGUUCAGUGUGGAAAAUUAACAAACUCUGUCAGGUAAUCUUUGUUUUGGUUCGACUGCUUAGUACUUAAUCUGUAAUUUGGAUAUUGCCAAGAUGAUUGUAUGCAGCCAACUCUCCAUGUAAUUUUUAUUUUACUCUGUCGAAUUUCAGAUUUCAUCCGAUUCUUCUUUAUCAUCCCCCAUACACGAGAAGUACACGAGAAAGACUUUCAUGGCACCAAAAAAGUAAGCAACCGCGGCAGAUUGAACCAAAAAAGUCAUUCUCAAUUGUAGGCUGAACAAUUAACAAGCUCAACAGAAUGAUCGACAAAUCAACCAUACAUCAUCACCGGUAAUGAACAAGCUGAUAUCUAAUACAUGGUAAAUUCCAACAUCCGCGAACCACAGUCAGCGGAAAGAUAAUAAAGCUUUCGAUGCCAAAGGAAUCGUCUCACUAACGAUCAGGCUACCCCUCGUGACAAAAACCAAAA
This is a messenger RNA of Malus domestica (apple), 1522 nucleotides long. RefSeq names its product B3 domain-containing transcription factor VRN1-like. The record is from RefSeq and is a predicted model, not a curated record. NCBI's taxonomy places the organism in Eukaryota, Viridiplantae, Streptophyta, Magnoliopsida, Rosales, Rosaceae. Gene Ontology annotation, molecular function: DNA binding.